GAAAAACAUUAACUUUGCAGAAAGUUUACUCAGUAGGCACUCUUACGUUAUUCUGUGGGUAAACUGACUACUUUGGAGCGAUGCAGUCAAGUCUAUUAAUCGUAUAUCUUUUCUUUUCUGUCAGCGUUUAUACUUCAGUGAUAAGGGGUAAGGAUGGUGUGGAUGGUGGUCUAUCAUCUGACACAACAACUUGUCCAGAGAUUCUCCCUAAAAUAGACAACGGAGACGUUUCUCCAGCUUCUUUAAAAAGUAACUACACUGAAGGAGAUAGACUGCUGUAUACUUGCCGACAUGGAUACACAUCUCUGGGAAAAAUCAUUUACGUUUGUAACAAGAACCAGUGGGUCAACAUUCGAGAUGCCAAAUGUUCAUUGAAACGCUGUGAGCUCCCUGCAGACAUACCAAAUGCGCAUUUUGUACUAAUGAACGGCACGGACUUCGUAUUUGGAAACACCAUCAAAUACAUAUGCAAUGAAGGCUACAAGAUGGGGACUCGAAUAGACACUAGGACAUGUUUAGCUGGAGGAUGGAGCAACCACUUGCCACAGUGUGAAGAGGUAUCAUGCCUUCCACCUGCCACUGAGGGCAACGUCAUCGUGGAUGGAUUUUCUGAUUAUAGCAGCAGGUUCAGAUACGGACACAGAGUACAAUUCGCAUGUGACAGUCCUGCACUUAAACUGGUUGGGCUGAAAGAAGUCACAUGCCAAGCAAAUGGAGAGUGGAAUGGUCCACUUCCAACAUGUGAAGGUGCCACAUGUAAGCUAGAAAAGAUCAGUGCCGGGGUGUCAGUGUUUGGGGUUCCAGAGAGAAAUGCACCCAUGAAUUAUGGACACAAGUUAGAGUUCUACUGCUCUAAUGCUGAGAUGGUAUUGAGAGGACGCAGUGAGGUCACUUGCUCAACAGGAGGAAGCUGGAGCAGCCCUUUUCCCACAUGUGAAGAGAUAACUUGCAUGGAAGAAGAACUCUAUAAUGUUAAAAUUGUCCGUGGAAUUCCAGGCAAAGUUCCACCAUAUAAACCUACACAUACCUUACAAUUUCAAUGUACCCAUUCAUCUAUGACAAUGCUGGGACUUCCAUCAAUCAAAUGCAGAUCAGAUGGAACAUGGAGCAGCCCGUACCCCACAUGUUCAGUGCUUGGUGCUUGUGGACCACCUCCCAGCAUUGAUUUCGCCACACUAAAUUCUGCUCCACAAGAGAAUUACAAACAUGGUCAACAAGUUCAAUACACCUGCAGUUACUUUCACACUCAGGAAGGCAACCCAAGAGCUGUCUGCCAUCAAGGAACAUGGUACACAAAUUUGAAGUGUUUACAACCGUGCCUUGUGAAGACGGAAGACAUGCAUAAAAAUAAAAUCUAUUCAACCUACCAAAAGAAAACAAUAUAUGUUUAUCAUGGAUACCACGGAAGCUUUGUAUGUGACUAUGGAAAAUGGCCAAAAAAUGACAACACUAAUUUUCGGCCACUGUGCAGUAAUGGAGUAAUAAGUUUGCCUCGUUGCAUAUAGCGCAUCUUGGACAACCUCUGAUAUAGUGAAGCUACUUGUUUUUUUGAUCUUCAACAGCAUUUAUAUUAACUGGCAUCACUAAAUCUUAACAUUUGCUUGUUGAAAAUUAUUAAAGCAGUAGUAUGAACAUUUUGAUGAAGUGUAAUUAAAGUGAGCCUUAGGAAAGAGUACUUUUAAGAGUUUUUUUUGUGUCGCAGCAUGUUCCCCUCUACCGUGCAACAAUGCUGGAUCAGAUAAUAGAAUCUACUGCUUUCCAUAUGAAUGAAUAAAAACAGUAAGGAUUAAUGUUUUUAAGUUACAUAAUGGUUGUAGAACUCAUUUUAACUCGUUUUAUUGUAGGCAAUGGUGAAUUGUACAAAUUCUGGGUCUGGGUGUUAAACCUAAAUGUAUUAAAUACCAAUCUUUUCAUUGA
Molecule: messenger RNA, 1917 nt
Organism: Astyanax mexicanus (Mexican tetra)
Lineage: Eukaryota; Metazoa; Chordata; Actinopteri; Characiformes; Acestrorhamphidae
Product: sushi, von Willebrand factor type A, EGF and pentraxin domain-containing protein 1
Exons: 9
Coding region: 81-1505 (474 amino acids)
Source: RefSeq, a predicted model, not a curated record